CUGUUGACUGCUGGUUCUCAUCUCAUGACUGGACCAACAGAGGAGUGUGUUGAAUAUCUAUGUGUAUGUCACCUGUUUGUAACAUUCUCCCACGGAUGGAGGUUUUGCAAUGUGCCUAGGUUUUUUAGAUGAUGAGUACCAAUGGAAGGGGCCCUUCUACUUCAUCCAAGGAGCAGAUCCUCAGUUUGGACUGAUGAAAGCUUGGGCAGUUGGAGACACUAACAAUGGAGAUGAUGAAUGGGGAGAAGAAAUCAAAUUAGCAGAGCAAGCAGUGCAGGCCAUUAACAAACUAAACCCUAAACCCAAGUUCUUUGUGUUGUGUGGGGACCUUAUCCAUGGAAUGCCAGGAACUCAAUGGAGAAAGGACCAAGAGCAAGAUUUAAAGAAUGUUCUGAAGAACACUGACCGGGACAUCCCAUUGGUAUUUGUCAGUGGAAAUCAUGAUAUUGGCAAUACUCCAACAAGAGAAACAAUAGAUAAUUAUUGCAAGAACUGGGGAGAUGACUACUUCAGCUUUUGGGUUGGAGGUGUUUUCUUUCUUGUGCUGAAUUCUCAGUUAUACUUCGAUUCUUCCAAAUGCCCCGAGUUAAAGCAAGCCCAGGAUCUGUGGCUAGAUGAGCAACUGGCUGUCGCUGAAAAACACAAAUGCAAGCAUAUAAUAGUAUUUCAGCACAUCCCUCUGUUUCUGAGAAAACCUAAUGAAGACCACGAUUAUUUCAACUUGGAAAAAUCAGUUCGUCAGGAGAUAAUGGAAAAGUUUCAUAAAGCAGGCAUUAAAGCUGUAUUUUCUGGACAUUGCCAUAGGAAUGCUGGAGGGUUCUACAGGGGACUGGAAAUGGUGGUUUCAUCAGCAAUAGGAUGUCAGCUGGGAGAAGAUACACAUGGGCUUCGAGUGGUUGUCGUCACAGAUGAAAAGAUUGUUCACAGAUACUACAGUUUAAAUGAACUGAGCAGCCAAGGCAUAGAGAAGGAGCUGCUAGACAUGCUUGCUAAGCAAAAUUAGGCUAUGGCAAAUGAUACGAUCUUUUCCAUAUUAGACAAAUAGAAAUAGUUUCAGAAAGUUUCCCCAAGCGGAAGAUACAGGUUUGUGAUUGUGCACCAUGCCCCAGAACAGCUCUCAAUUUCUUACUAUCCUAAAUAACAAGAAAAUUGUUGACAUGUCUCUCCUUUUGAAAAUGAGAGCUAUGAGGAAUAUCGAAGAACAGCAGAACUAAUACGAUGAUAUAUCAUUGAGAAGAACUGCUCUGAGAAUUUUUACUUUGCUCCUAGAUAAAACUUUAUUAGGGAGAAAGUGUAUCAAAGAGUGAAAGUUGUAGCUUCUAGAUAACCCUUUAACUUGAGUCUAUUUUAGUUUUACAUUUGAGAGGGUAUUAUAAAAAUCAAUAAAUUUAGUCAUUUAUGUUACACUCUGGGCAAUAUAAAUGUGGCAUUUUUUACUCUGUAAAAACAAAUCUCAAAAACUCCGAAAUCAACAGAAUCCUGCUGACUUUUAGCAACCCUUGGAUCAGAUCUUGUUACCUAGAGGUCGUAUUUUCUCCCAUUUCCCAUACCUUAUUUGCUUAGUUCUUCUGAGCCGUCAGCAAUGGGAGAGCAAGCACAUUCUGUUUUGCAGUCACAGCUUCCACUUCCGUUAUAUCCUUGCUUUAUAUAAUGAAAAGUCUAUAACUGAAGCUAAGAUAGAUGCCACUGACAGAAACUAAACAUGGAACAACUAUAUUGCUUUUUAAAUUUAACUACCAUUCGAUUAGCAUAUAUUCUUGCUGUAGCUUCAGAAGUUGGGAGUUAUUGCAUGGGGAGAAUAUUCUGUACAGAAUACUGUUAUCAGAAGUCACUUCAUUAAUUCCUAGACAAGGUGAGAGCUUUGAUUUCCAAAUGUAAUUUAAGAGUGCCUUACUGUAAUAUACAAUAUUAAACGUUGAAAACCCUAAAAAGUGUAUUUUCUUCACUGGAGUAAAUCUUUAAAAACAAAUUACAUAAAGAGAAAUUUAUGUGCUGCAAUCCAGUUACUUUUUUUAGCAAGUGUAUCUGAUUUGUUUACUGUUAAAUAAUAAAAAAAAAAAGGUCUUCAUGUAAUUAACACAUACUUGGUGUUAAGUAUUUAGUUGCGCACAUAAUCUAUGCCACAAUUACCUAGAAAUAGCAAUAGUGCUGCUUUAGCACCUGGAGAGGGAUGAACACAAACAACACUGGCUGAAAAAGUAAUCCAUUCCAGCCGUUCUUAUGUAUACUCACAUACAACACCAUUCCCUAGAGGAUAUUACAGAUAUUUAAAUAUGGUGCGAGAGAUUAAAUGCUGUGCUGACGAGUCAGUUUCAUCACAUUUUAGUCACAACAGUUUAUCUAGGCGGCUCCUUCAAGCUUGAUUUGUGGGGCUCAUGAGGUUCUAAAAUUACCUCUGUAGCAUUUCCUUGCAGCAGUGAAACAGCUGUACCGGCAGAGGGACCAGACCGAAUGUAGCCUACCAUCCCAUGACAGUAACUUAAGCAUAGGUAAUGUUUGAGUCAGAAAGUUAUUUAUUCUCUGCCUGGUUUUGCUUAGUUGAACAUUUUAUCAGUCUCAUUUUUUUCAAGGGAACCUCUUGGAAAUGAGAACUAAAAAUCUAAGCCUAGAUUACUUCGAAAUAGGUGGGUACAUAAGCAAGUACCCAGUGGCAGUUUCACUGGAAGUUAAGCACCUGUUAGUUCAGCUACAGGUUUUAAAAAAAAAAAAAAAUCUGUGUACUUUGCUAUUUUUUGAGCCACUUCUAAAAUUUGGUGUUAUAUAGCUGCGAGCUAUUUAGUAAUCACAGCUAAUUAACAAUUUCAAGAAUGAGAUGAUGCUAGCGUAUGUUUUACAGAGGGAAGAACAGUCUCUCCAUGACUUAAUCUCUUAAAUCAGUCAGUUUAAAAUUGUAAGGCCAAAGAAAUUCAGCAGAGGGACCUGAGAUGAUAGUCUCAGCAUGGAAUACUCUCUCUGCUAUGGCACAGUACUGUAAAGCUGAAUGGAGGAAAAGCUUAAACAGUUUUUUAAUAAGCCUGUUUAUUAAAGGAUAGCAUAUUAAGUAAAUAUAUGAAGCUCAGUAAAUUGAAGCGUAACUUUGGGAGAAAGUCUCCACAAAUAUGAGAAUGCUAAUAGUAGUGGUAUAUGGUGUUCUCAGAUUUUCUUUUCAGAGUG
This is a messenger RNA of Egretta garzetta (little egret), 3153 nucleotides long. RefSeq names its product calcineurin like phosphoesterase domain containing 1 (gene CPPED1). The transcript has 4 exons. Lineage: Eukaryota; Metazoa; Chordata; Aves; Pelecaniformes; Ardeidae. The record is from RefSeq and is a predicted model, not a curated record. Gene Ontology annotation, molecular function: hydrolase activity. Bases 110 to 1003 code for a protein of 297 amino acids.